Molecule: messenger RNA, 3630 nt
Organism: Penicillium oxalicum
Lineage: Eukaryota; Fungi; Ascomycota; Eurotiomycetes; Eurotiales; Aspergillaceae
Exons: 3
Coding region: 1-3630 (1209 amino acids)
Biological process (GO): protein phosphorylation
Molecular function (GO): protein binding; protein kinase activity; ATP binding
Source: RefSeq, a predicted model, not a curated record
AUGAUGGCCGAAGAGUACGAGGACAUUCUGGACUCUCUCGAUAAUAACAACAAUUAUUAUUCCGGGAUCGAUGAUGAUGAUCUCUCCUCAAGCCCACGAGUGUCCUCACACUCCACUGAUCUUGAAGAGCUCGGUCUCGAGAUAGACAAGAUCGAUAUAUCGUCCGAGGAUGCAUCAUGGGUAGAUCCUCUUGAGUCCGCAAUCACAGCCACCCGCAACGGGUCGGCUUCAGUCCUGAGCACCCUCUCCCAGUUUACUACAAUCCUAUCGCAAACCGGAAUUCAUGGACCUCGUCUCCUUAAAUCAGGCAAUCUCGACGCGCAGGCUACCAAAAUUGGUUCCGGCGGCCAAUUUGUGGUCUUCAAGGAUCCGAUCUUCGAGGGACAGGUCAUCAAGCGCGUCAGAGUCCCGCUCUCCACUAAAUCCUCAGAACGUUUUGCAAGCAGCAUCCAGUACCGUCAGCAGCUCAAGACGCUAGAAUUGGAGAUUUUGUCUCUGUGUAAUCCUUUGCUCCGAUCACAUCCCAAUAUUACAAGCCUACUAGCGUGGGGUUUUGAUUAUCCCUCGACAGAUCUGGCAGUGCCGGUUUUGUUUAUGGAAGCCGCUAUUAUGCCUUUGGAUGAGUUUCUUCAGGCCGAGUCGCGUUCGUUCGACAUCAGAUAUCAUUUUGCACUGGACAUCGCGAAUGGAUUGGAAGCACUUCAUCAUCUCAGGAUCGUACAUGGAGACGUGAAACCAGAGAAUGUCCUUGUCUUUACUGGUCGCGAUGAAAAGGUGCCAUUUUGCGCCAAGUUGAGCGACUUCGGUGUCUGUCUUGACUUGGAGGCUUCAAAUGGACGUGUUGUUGCUACUGACUACCGCGGUACGGAUGCCUGGCGAGCACCAGAAUUGAGCAAUGGCAAGCUCACCGACUUUGGUGACUUUGCAGUGGAGUGGAUGUUCAAAUUUGACGCAUAUAGCUUCGGGCUAGUAUUGUUGUCGCUGUUUGCCAGCCGCGGCCGGGUUCCUGACUUGGGGAAAGAUCCCCGUCAAAUUUCAGAGAGGAUAUCUGGUCUAUUGAGAGGCCAACAGGACAUAGCUUCUGAUCUUCGUCUCGAGCUAGGUAAGAGUAUCAAAAGUCUCCUUGCGGAAGAUCCAAGGGAGCGCAAGGUGCCGAGUGCAAGUAUGCUGAAACUUGACUGCCCUGCAUAUGCUUUAUGUCAUGUCGGCAUUAUUGAUCCAGUAUACAAUAAAGGUCCACUUUUCUGGUACAGGCUUGAUCAGAGCAUUCGUACGGAGCUAGAGGUCCAGAAUCAGCUCGGAAAAGAAAGCGAUGGACCCCCCUUUGGAGGAGACGUCCUCUUUGGGAUGGCCCAGACCAUCACCGGAGAAAAACCAUCCUAUCUCGACCGAAUGCUGACCUACCUGGAAGAUGCUGUGAAGACGGGAUAUUCACCAGCAAGAGCUGUAUAUGCGCAGAUCAUGACAGCGCAUCGUCGUUCGCCCGGUUUUAGUGCCACCGAGUUGGAGAGAUGGGCUUUGCAAGCAGUGUCAGAGGGAUACUUCUUCGCAGACACAGCCCGAUACGAAAAGGAAAAAAUUGAAAUUGCCAAAAAGAAGUUCCGAAACCACGGAGGGUUCUGCUCAGAUCCCUUCUUGCUCAAGAAAGAGGCCAGAGCGGCCUUGGACGGAAAUACGGCAGCGGAAUGGGUAGCAACGAAUGGUGCUGUCGUCGACCGGAUUGGUAACACGCUUCUACAUGCUGCUGCUACCCUUGGAGCACUUGGUGCGAUAGAGAGCCUGUUGAAUUCCGAAGGAGUGGAUAUCGAUGCGAAGAAUGACAACGGCGAGACACCCUUAUACAAGGCUUUUCAGGCUGGACAGUCUGAAGCAAUCGAUCUUCUGCUACGCCGAGGAGCUAGUCCAGGCACCAAAACUCAGCAAAACCUCACGCCACUUCAUUGGUUGUUCAUGAUUCCCGAUUGCUCAAUUGAAAGAAUUGCGAAAGUCAUGGUUGAUGGCGGCGCGAACGUUAAUGCUGUUGUCGAGCCAGCCGUGAAAGAUAACAGUGGCGGGUUCCAAGAGAAGAUCCAGAUAUUUCAUUAUCCCUUUGAGCUUCCACACGGUACACCAUUGCACUGGGCUUGCUUCUUUCGGCAUAAACCAGCAAUGGACACGCUCCUGUCUCUCGGGGCAGACAUCAACGCAUUUUACCACGGAGGCGACUCUUCAUCUACGCCUUUGGCUUUGAUUACUUAUUUUGGCGAGGCAGAUCUCGUCCGAUACUUGAUAUCGAAUGGAGCCGAUGGCACACUACUUGACUCAAUGGGACGGAAUCCCCUCCAUGGAAUUUCGAAGUACUUUCCUGAUCGACAUGGCUAUCUCCCUUAUCAUUGGCAUUACUGGAUUCGUCAUGGGGACUGGGAAACCCAUCAGGCGAAGAUGAUGGAGUUGAUUCAGACUCUGACGGAUUCUGGUGCGGAUGUCAACGCAAAAGACAAAGGCUACCCUCCUUUGACGCCAACAGCUGCUGCCGCCGAACUGGGCGUUUGGAACGGAGGUGCUAUUAGCGCCUUCUUAAAGGCUGGAGCCGAUAUAGAGACAUCGCUUCUCUCCGCUGGCGACACAAUACUUCAUACAUGGGUGUCAAUCGUAGCGCCUCGAUUGGACUAUCCCGAAUCAUACCUGUCGACUCUUCAAACUAUUGUCGCAGCCAUACCCGACAUCGAUAUUCGCAAUAGAUUCGACGAAGACACUCCCCUACAUCUACUAGCCACGACCUACCACGAUGAGGCCGAAUUUGAAGCAGCGUAUGAGAUUAUGGCCGGUCACUGCAAGCCUCCAGACCUCAAUGCAAAGAACCGCCGAGGGCAGACUCCACUGUCCAUAGCACUCGAGACGAAUCUGGAUCCCGCACGACGAGGUCGCUUCCUACUCGAGAAGGGUGCCGACCCUCGUAUCCUUCAUAUUCGAGGUCGAGACAUCCUCUAUUCAAUUGUCGAUAACGCUACUCUCGCGGACGAACCCACCUGCGACUUGAUCCGCACAUUCUUACUCCAUCUCGAUCCCAACAUCCACAGAGCAUAUGAGACUCAUUUCCUCCCCAAUACGAAAUGCCACGAAACCCUGAUUGCAGCCGCAAGCCGUGGGAAACCAUCAACAGUGCAGCUUCUUCUCACCCUCGGACUCGUCAAACACAUCAACCAAACCGACGAAUCCAAAUCCCCUCCCUGGACGGCCCUCGAUCAAGCCCUCCACUCGGCAGAAAUCAGCCGUCGCGCUCACAUCCAAAAAUUAGUCUCUUACAGAGCAGGUUCAGCCCGAAAAAAGGCACUAGAGUCUCAUCUCGUCUACGAGACCACUCAAGGGCCCCCACAUCGCGCAGCAGAAGCUUACAUGUGCUUCCCAGAAGUAAUUCGGACCCUGCGCGCCGCAGGUGCAAAGAGAACCUGUGAAAUUCAGGGACUUUCGAGUGGUGAUUAUAUCCAACAGCCUCGUGAAUUUGAUGAGACUGAGAUGAGUCAGUACAAGUUCACGUCGGAGACGCAGCCAAACAGGGAGAUGUGGCAGAUUCUGUAUGAUUCGGCGAAAUACAGUGGCCGGGGAUGGUGGAAUAAGUUGACUGGUGGGGUUUUCAGUGUCAAGAAUUGA